AGCUUUUAAGAACUCUAUGUUGAAUUUUGUUUUCUAUCAACGAAAAACAAUUUUGAGCUCCAGUCAGUUCUUUUUUUUAUUUAAAAAACUUCACUCAAAAUUUCAAGUCUAAUAUCAAAAUUCGUCCAAAUGGGUGAAAUCAUUCAAAUCCACGUUGGUCAAGCUGGUGUUCAGAUCGCAAACGCUUGCUGGGAGUUAUACUGCCUAGAGCAUGGAAUUAAAGCUGAUGGAACUCUAUGUGAAUGUCCUUCUGAUAAUACAUUUACGAAUUUCUUUGACUUCAAAACAUCCGAUAAGGUUGUCCCACGUGCGAUUUUGGUUGAUUCCGAACCAACAGUAAUAGAUCAAGUACGAACUGGGCCCUACGGCUGUCUCUAUAGCCCUAGUAGUCUAAUAACUGGGAAAGAGGAUAGUGGCAGCAACUUUGCACGGGGCUACUACACUAUGGGCGCAGAACUUAUUGAUAUCACUAUGGAAGCUAUUCGGAAUGUCGUAGAAUCAUGUUCCAAUUUAAGGGGAUUCUUAAUAUUUAGGUCAAUUGGAGGAGGAACAGGCUCUGGUCUUGGAAAUCUUAUUGCAGAACAACUUUUAGAUACUUACGAAAAAGUAGCAAAAAUGGAGUUCAUUAUAUUUCCAUCACCAUCCCUUUCCCCCUUAAUAGUUGAGCCAUACAAUGCGCUCUUGGCCACACAUUUAGGCAUGGAUUCCAUAGAAUGUAGCUGCAUUCUGGACAACGAGGCCCUCUAUGACAUAUGUGCGAAAAAACUUAACAUUAACGCUCCAAAGUAUAAGAAUCUCAACAGAAUAAUUGGACAAACAGCUUCGAAUUUCACGACAUCUCAACGGUUUUCUGGAAGCUCAAAUGUAUCUUUUUCUGAGUUUCAAACUAAUUUGGUUCCCUAUCCUCGCAUUCACUUUCCAGUUGUCAGUUAUGCUCCCUUCAUUCCAGGAACAGGUUCUGGCUACACAAGAUUAUCAACGGAACAAAUCACAACUGCUUGCUUUGAACCAUCAAAUCAACUAGUAAGAUGUAAUCCUGUUGAAGGAAAAUACAUGACUUCGGUUCUUCUUUACCGUGGCAAUGUCUCAACAUCUGAUAUAAACUCUAGCAUAACGCGCUUAAAAGCAACUAAUACCAUCCGUUUUGUAGAUUGGUCACCGACUGGCUUCAAGGUCGGAACUAAUGCAGAGCCACCAUUUUCGGUCCCUGGAGGAGGGCUGGGAAAUACAAACAAAUCCUUAGUGGUUUUGUCAAAUAACACGAUUAUUCGGAGGACUUGGUGUCGACUGAUUGAUAAAUAUGAUCGACUGUAUAGUCAAAGAGCUUUUAUUCACCACUACAUUGCUGAAGGAUUAGAAGAAGCCUCACUAGCAGAGGCUUCUGAAGAUAUUUGUACCUUGAUAUCGGACUAUAAGGAGGUCGAUAAUGCAGGUACCGGAGGGAACACAUCAAAAAAUAUGAAGUGCUGCAGCAGCAAGAGAGCUCAGAGUUCAUCACGUUCUGGAGGGUCAAAGACAGUACGAUCUGAAACCUCGCAGAAACCAUCCCGAGCAUCAGACAAGGGUGUCUCAAUGUACCGUUCAACUUGUGCCAAAAAGCUUUCCAACAACAAAUCAUUUGUUAUUGAAAAUGAAGAUAGAACUCCUCAGAAUUGUACCUUUCCACAGCUGCCAGGCCUCCAAUCCUUAAAUUAUUUCUUCGGUGAAGCUGAAAAUGUAGAAACCAAGCAGAAAACGGGGACAAAACCAAAGAAGUCGGUUAAGUCUGUCGAUUGUGCUGGACCAGGAGAGUGUUUUUGCGAAUGCCAUGUUGAAUACCAUCAUGAAGAAGUUACUGACAUUGAAGGCAUGUCAUCACAAAAUACUUCAUCCACAAGUAUAAGAACCCAAAUAUUUAUUUCGAAACCAACAAAACAAUCGUCACAAACAACAAAACAAACUUGCCAACCAUGCGAUUCUAAUUACGACCGAAAGGGCUUAUCAUUACCAACAAGGUCUAAAGAGAUUUUACCUGGGGAUAGAGAGUUGAAGACAGGGUCUCUUAAAAAGAGCAAAAGCUUUCAGUGCAUUAGUUCCCGAGACGAUUCGAACCGUAAAAGCUCCAAAAAACGUUCCAAAUCUCACGAACCACAGAGAACUGAAGGUAUUCAACAAUCAGGAAAAUCUCUGAAAUAUGAAAGCUUCGAUCAAGGAUUUAACACAGAAGCUUGUAGAGCGAAGGACAGGUUUUUGCUUACUUCAUGUCAAACACAAAUAGUCACAAGAAGAUGCGUCAGAUGCUGUCCGGGAGACGUAUUGAAAUUACCUCCACCACGAUCCGAAGGCCAAGAAAGUUUGGGAGAAGCUUUGAGUGCUAAAGAGAGAUUUUGUAACUCAACUUGUCAACCAUCGCCAAACUAUAACGUUGACUGCAGCUCAAACGAUUUCUGUGAUGAUCAAAAACCAUCAUGUAGUUAUAAGGUUACCUCAAGUGAUCCCUGCACCACUCAGCAACUAUCUAGUUACUGUCCACCAACGGUCAAUCAAUUGGCACAAUGUACAAGACUUACGUGGAUGGCACCUUCUCCAAAUGCAUGCGGCCUUGAACCUAAAGCACCCAAUUGUUUUUGCUUUCGGGUAAAUAAUAAUUUCGACUACAAAAAUAGUGAUGACAAAAUAAUGACCAUGUGUCGGAGGCCAUCAAAACGUAAAAAGUACACGCAUACCGACUGUUUUUGUGAACAUGAAAUUGAUGGUAGAUUUGAUGUAUCAAAUACAGCAAUAAUACCACCGCAAUGUUUUGUCAAUAAUAACAAUUGUGUGUGCUAUCAGGAAGAAAUCGUCUGCUGUCCCAAUGAUAAUGCCGCUUGUGAAAGUUAUCCACAAUGUAGUUCGAUUAUUAGACCGUUUAUAUGUUCAGACACAUCUGGUGAGACAAAUCCAUGUAUUAAUAUGGAUGAUGAGAGGGUGAACGCAAGACUUGGAGGAAACUUUUAAGGGAUAAGUACAGAAAAGGGAACUAUUGGAAGAGGGUAAAAAAAAAUGGUUAACUUAAUUAAAACGUAAUAAAAAUGGAAAAUUUUAUUUGACAUACCUACAAGUGUGUUCAUACUUA
Episyrphus balteatus (marmalade hoverfly) is the source of this 3094-nucleotide messenger RNA. RefSeq lists its product as uncharacterized. Gene Ontology annotation, molecular function: GTP binding; structural constituent of cytoskeleton. Gene Ontology annotation, cellular component: cytoplasm; microtubule. Gene Ontology annotation, biological process: microtubule cytoskeleton organization; mitotic cell cycle. The record is from RefSeq and is a predicted model, not a curated record. NCBI's taxonomy places the organism in Eukaryota, Metazoa, Arthropoda, Insecta, Diptera, Syrphidae. The transcript has 5 exons. Bases 130 to 2976 code for a protein of 948 amino acids.